AUGAAUGCAGUAACAGCUCUACCAAUUGCAGACCCAGCUCUAACACCAGCAGCAAUAUUAUCAACAGCAGGUGCAGCAGCUGAACAACUACCAGGGGAGCCAGACACAGAAGAAAAUGCUGCUGCAGAUGAUAAUAGAAGAAUAGGUGCAGUCGGGAAAAGAAAAGCAGUACUUCCAGCACACCUGAAUGAUUUUUUAUUGACAAGAAUUACAUCCAGUCAUGGAGGGUCAUGUAUAUUUGUUAAAAGUGACAUUGAUUAUUGUAACAUAAAAUGCAUUGAACUGUUAGCUGAAGAGAAAAUUUUUGAAGUAUCCGCAGUUGAACUCUCUGCAUUAAAAUUAAUAAUCAUCUGUAUAUAUAGGAGCCCUGAUGGGAACUUAAAUGAUUUCUGUCACCAACUAGAAGCAGCUUUAAAUACUAUAAAAAACUUCAACAAAACAGUGAUCAUAUGUGGAGAUUUUAAUAUUGAUUUUCAAGAAAUCUCAAAAGACCAGCAAAGCUUGAUGACCCUACUGGAAACAUAUAACAUAAAAGCCACCAUAGACUCUCCUAGAAUAGUUACACCAACAACUAGCUCAACAAUUGAUCAGAUAUUAAUAAACACAUAUGUAAAUCACAAUUUAUGUGCCGGAAAUCUUAAUACUGGCUUCAGUGAUCACUAUGCACAGUUUAUUGCUUUGCACACCCCAAGUGAAACAACUGAGAAAGAGGAACUUGUAAAAGAAGCAAGGAAAUUUACUAACAAACAAAUAAACCUUUUUGUACAGAGACUAAGUGAAGAAACUUGGUAUGAAGUGUAUACCUGUGAAAAUACUAACAAAAAGUUUGAAAAAUUCAUGGAAAUCUUCAUGUCAUACUUUGAAGCUGCAUUUCCAUUAAAAAAGCAAAAAUGUCAGCCUAACUUCAAAAAGAACAAAUGGAUUACAAUAGGUAUUAGAAUAUCUUGUGUAGAGAAAAGAAGAUUACACGAUAUAGCGAAGACACAGAACAUGCCUCAUGAAUUUCAUUUGUACCUGAAGAAUUACAAGAGGAUCCUCAAAAAUGUUGUAAGGAAAGCUAAAACAAUGGCAAAUGACAAAUACAUUGAAAACUCAAAAAACAAAUCUAAAGCUAUAUGGGAAGUUAUAAAAAAUCAAACAACAAGUGAAACUAAACAAUAUAAAAAUGUGAACUUAUGUUAUGAAGGACAAAUGAUUUCUUUCCCAACAGAAAUUGCAGGGACCUUCAACAUAUAUUUUGCAAACGUAAGUGAACAGUUGGUGAGUGGCCUGGAAGAACACAACAAAAUAUCACCUCCAACGUGCAAUAGUGUGAGAAAUGUGUCUACAUCUUUGUUCCUUUCACCCACAAAUUCUGAAGAAAUUUUAUCAGCUAUAAAAACCUUGAAAACAGGCUACUCAUGUGGAAUUGAUGGAAUACCAGAUGCAAUUAUUAAAAAAUGCUGUCUUGCCUUAGCUGAACCCUUGUCACAUUUGUGCAACAGCUCACUGGCAUCAGGAACCUUCCCUUCAUGCUUAAAAAACAACUGUUCAAAAAAGGAAAUCCAGAAUGUGUUUCAAAUUAUUUUCUAA
Schistocerca cancellata (South American locust) is the source of this 1572-nucleotide messenger RNA. RefSeq lists its product as uncharacterized. The record is from RefSeq and is a predicted model, not a curated record. The transcript is spliced from 2 exons. Lineage: Eukaryota; Metazoa; Arthropoda; Insecta; Orthoptera; Acrididae. The coding region runs from base 1 to 1572 and encodes 523 amino acids. Gene Ontology annotation, molecular function: catalytic activity.